Ailuropoda melanoleuca (giant panda) is the source of this 584-nucleotide messenger RNA. Its product is annotated as NADH dehydrogenase [ubiquinone] 1 beta subcomplex subunit 7. The transcript has 2 exons. Bases 222 to 521 code for a protein of 99 amino acids. NCBI's taxonomy places the organism in Eukaryota, Metazoa, Chordata, Mammalia, Carnivora, Ursidae. Gene Ontology annotation, cellular component: mitochondrion; respiratory chain complex I. The record is from RefSeq and is a predicted model, not a curated record.
GAAGGUCACUCUGCCUGUUUCCAGAACUUGUCAGUAGGCUUGAGGUAGAAAAGGACACUGCCAGAGGGUGGCCGUCAUCCAGGCGCCACGUCCCAGUGGGGGCGCCCCGGAAGCGUGGCUCCCAGUUGCCCGUCGCCCACUGGGGCUCCUGGGAAGCAGGUGUGAGGGUGGGGGACGGGCUCUGACAGUUAGAGCCCAGCAAGCCCGCCCUCCCCGCAGAGAUGGUGGCCACACAGCAGCAGAUGAGCGACGCACAGCUGGUGCUGCAGCAGCGGGACUACUGCGCUCACUACCUCAUCCGGCUGCUCAAGUGCAAGCGCGACAGCUUCCCCAACUUCCUGGCCUGCAAGCACGAGCAGCACGACUGGGACUACUGCGAGCACCUCGACUACGUGAUGCGCAUGAAGGAGUUUGAGCGGGAACGGCGGCUGCUCCAGCGGAAGAAGCGGAGGGAGCAGAGGGAGGCGGAGGUGGCCAGAGGCCAGGGGCCCGGCGAGGUGGCCCCCGAGGUAGCCCUGUAGUGGAUCCGCCCCCACCCUGUGGACCAGUCGAUAAAUAAAAGCCUCCAGGCCCCUCAGCCGGAA